Messenger RNA from Brassica rapa (field mustard), 956 nucleotides. RefSeq names its product transcription initiation factor IIA subunit 1. NCBI's taxonomy places the organism in Eukaryota, Viridiplantae, Streptophyta, Magnoliopsida, Brassicales, Brassicaceae. Gene Ontology annotation, biological process: transcription initiation at RNA polymerase II promoter; transcription by RNA polymerase II. Gene Ontology annotation, cellular component: transcription factor TFIIA complex. The record is from RefSeq and is a predicted model, not a curated record.
AAGAGUCGAGUGUAAAGAUUAAGACUUUUUGGAAGACAAAAGGGCUAUUGACUGGGUGAAAAUGGGCUUUAAAAAGCCCACAUGCUUCAGAUAAUCGGCUCGGAAGAUUAACCGACUUUACAGCUUAUGAUCAUGAUUAUAAAUACGCGUGUGAUGCGGCCGCAACCUAUUUAUACCCUCAAAACUUUCAAUCCUUUCGCUUUCCUUUCUUCUUCUUCAGAGUCGACUGUUUCGGAAUGGACGCGAGCAAUACAAGCGACGCCUACAUUAGAAUCACCAACGAUGUUAUCAGCAAGUCUCGAAACGACCUCGUCUUCACUGGAGAACUCGAUGAGUCUGUUCUUACCGAGCUUCAUUCGAUUUGGAGAAGGAAGAUGAUACAAGCCGGAGUCAUAAGAGGAACCAUAGAAACAUCUUCUCCUCCGAUUCAGAAUCCAAAUCCUUUGCAUGGAUAUGCUCAGAAUAAGAGUGGGAUUGACUCUGAUCCGCAGUUUCCAUCCACGGAGCUUUCGAUGUCGAUAAAGAACGAGGGUGAAGGACUUUACAUUCCUCAGCAAGAUGGUGCUAGUGAUGAUAUAAAGCCAAGCGCUUUUGCUCCUCAUGAUGAUGAUGAUGAAAGUUUGAACGAGGAUGAUGAUUAUGAGGAAGAUGAUAUCAAUGAUGAUGAGGAUAUUCCGCAUUUGAUCAUGUGUCAGUUUGAUUAUGUAAAGAAGCGUAAGAACAAGUGGGAGUGCAAACUCAAAGCUGGGGUUAUGCAAAUCAACGAAAAGAACAUUCUUUUCUCUGAGACCAAAGGAGAUUUUACCUUCUAAGAGAAGCCUUAUGUGAUCUGACUCUUUUUCGCUAGACUUUCUACUGAAUAAAUGCAAACUCUUAAUGUACAUAACAUUGUUUUGGCUUUGUUCCAAUACAUUGGUUGCAAUGGAGUUAAUAAAUGGAAAUUACAAAUUUGAAUC